Molecule: messenger RNA, 738 nt
Organism: Arachis stenosperma
Lineage: Eukaryota; Viridiplantae; Streptophyta; Magnoliopsida; Fabales; Fabaceae
Exons: 4
Coding region: 1-738 (245 amino acids)
Source: RefSeq, a predicted model, not a curated record
AUGUCAGCAACCUCAAAUAGGAUCUACUGCAGCUUCAUCCGUGCAUCAAGUGGAUUGUCUAAUUUUCCCGUCGAGUGGUGCUGGUUCCCUUUCAACCUCAUAUUUAUGUCCCUUUCGACCGCUUCGUACCGAACCACUACCUGCUCCACAAACUUAGACCUAGAGGCAGAUGAGGUAGACUCUUUUGAGCAACAAAUUGAUAACCUAUUUGCUACAUCGGAGGCUCAGAAGCGCAAGGGAAGCACAACCACCAAAUUUUGGGAUGUUAAAACAAUUGAGUCCGAUGGGACAUUCAAGCAUAUUCAUCUAAGUGUGAAGGAGGUUAUGAAGCCACCUAACGGUAGAAAGAUCGUACUCAAGUUUAACAAGAGACUACAACCAGUUGGAAAUGAAGCUAGUAUACUAAGCGGCAUUUUCGGAUGGCUAGGAUCUGACUACACUAAAUCCCAAUCUGCGAGAAAGACUAGAGAUAGGUUUGCUCCAAGGACAAGAUUUAUAAUAAAUGAAAUGUUCCAUUUUGAUGAAUAUAGUGGAGGUGCUAUCAAGCGUACAAUAUUAAUAUUGCUAGGAAGGGCUUGGAAGGAAACGAGGAACAGGUUGUACCAUGGUUAUUAUAACUCAGAACUAACUAUUGAACAAAAUAUUGAAGGCCGUCCACCGGGAAUUAUGGCGGAUCAUUGGAGAUGGUACCUUGAUUAUCGCAAUAGCGAAGACACAAAGUCAAAAAAUGGUGUUUAG